AUGGCCCAGCCGGCCCGCGGCCUCCUUCGGUGCUGCCUCCUCUUCCUUUUAGCUUCUUGGGAGGCAGGUGCUACGACAUUGCAGGAACUUCAGAAAACUGCCAGAUCGCCCCCGUCUGCUCAUGUAUGGCCGCGUACUCCAGGCCUUGGUUAUAGCAUUCCCUCUGACCACACCGCUCUGUACUCAGGGCAAAGACUGUCAGACCGCCCUAGAGCUGCAGAGACCCAGAGGCCAAUGCACCACUGCAACACCACACGCCGUUCCACGCCAGUUCACAAACUUACAGACAGCUCCAAAACUACAGGCCUCCAAAACUCUACAGCUCAUCAUGAAGCUCCUCCCUCGUCUGAGCCAAACCCCAGCGAUCAUGAGAAAGAUCCGAACAUCCGGAAUGAACGUUCUAUCUCUCGUGAUGACUCUACAAACACAGGUCAAAAACAUUCAACCUUAGCACCCAGGAGCAAAACAACUUGUCAUAAGAGCACAACAAAGAAACCAGGGGUCACAGGAAACUCAGUGGGAACUCCAGCACCUUUGGACAAGAUCACCACUACUUCAGAUAAAAAAAGUACCACCUCACAUAAGAUCACAGUUUCUUCCUACAACUCAGUCAGUUCAGAGAGCAACGCAAAGACCACACUCUCCUCAGAAAAAACCAGAACAACCGUAAGAACGUCAUAUACGAGAAAUACCCAAGACGCUGAAGAUGACGCAACCGCAGUUUCCUCAGACAAGCCCCUAACCAGGACUACAAAAGCCAUGAAAGAGAGCACAUCAGCCAAUGAGAAGAGCACAGCCACCCAAGGAAAGCCUACAGAGAACAAAGGAAAAACCACAUUGGACAACAGGAAUACCACAAGAGCCCCAGUGAAAUCUACAGGACACCCAGAGAAGACAACAUCAAGCAAUGAGAAGAGCUCAGGAGACUUGGCAGAAACUACAGAACACGGACAACAGAUGACAUCAGUCCAUAAGACCACGAGAUCCCAAGCAAGUCCUAGCCAGCAUGGAGAAGAGACCACACUGACCUCUGAGAAGACCACACUGUCCCCAGUGACAUCUGUAAAACACCCAGAAAAGACGACAUCAAACAGUGGGAGAAGCACAGGAGCCCUGGAACAUCCUACCCAGCAUGGAGAAAAGACCACACUGACCUCUGAGAAGACCGUACUGUCCCCAGUGACAUCCGUAGAACACCCAGAAAAGACAACAUCAAACAAUGAGAGAAGCACAGGAGCCCUGGAACGUCCUACCCAGCAUGGAGAAAACACUACACUGACCUCUGAGAAGACUGCACUAUCCCCAGUGACAUCUGUAGAACACCUAGAAAAGACAACAUCAAACAACGAGAGAAGCACAGGAGCCCUAGUAAGUCCUACCCAGCAUGGAGAAGACACCACACUGACUUCUGAGAAGACCGCACUAUCCCCAGUGACAUCCAUAGAACACCCAGAAAAGACAACAUCAAACAAUGAGAGAAGCACAAGAGCCCUGGAACAUCCUACCCAGCAUGGAGAAGACACCACACUGACCUCUGAGAAGACUGCACUAUCCCAAGUGACAUCCGUAGAACACCCUGAAAAGAUAACAUCAAACAAUGAGAGAAGCACAGGAGCCCUGGCAAGUCCUACCCAGCAUGGAGAAGACACCACACUGACCUCUGAGAAGACUGCACUAUCCCAAGUGACAUCCGUAGAACACCCAGAAAAGACGACAUCAAACAGUGAGAGAAGCACAGGAUCCCUAGUAAGUCCUACCCAGCAUGGAGAAAACACCACACUGAUCUCUGAGAAGCCCACACCAUCCCCAGUGACAUCCGUAGAACACCUAGAAAAGAUAACAUCAAACAAUGAGAGAAGCAUAGGAGCCUUAGUAAGUCCUACCCAGCAUGGAGAAAACAUCACACUGACCUCUGAGAAGACUGCACUGUCCCCAGUGACAUCUGUAGAACACCUCGAAAAGACAACAUCAAACAAUGAGAGAAGCACAGGAGCCCUAGUAAGUCCUACCCAGCAUGGAGAAAAGACCACACUGAUCUCUGAGAAGACCACACUGUCCCCAGUGACAUAUCCAGAACAUGAUGUAAGGACCUCAUUGGAUCAUGAGAAGACCUCGAGGGCCCCAGGAAAAUCUACAGGACACUCAGAGAAGACCACGUCGGACAACUGGACAAUCUCGAGAGCUGUAGGAAAAACUACAGAACGUGAAGAAAAGACCAUGUCAGCCUACAAGAUGACACGAAUCCCAGCAAUGUCCACAGGACACCUAGGAAACACCACCCUGACUACUGAGAAAACCAUACGAGCUUCAGAAAAGUCUACACUAUACCCAACGAAGACCACGUUUGUCAAAGAGAAAACCAUCCCAGCCCUGCCAAAGCCUACAGACAACCCAGAAAAGACCACAGACAUCACAAAGUCCACGAGGCUUCCAGUCAAGGUCACAGGAGAACAAUCUAUCACUAAUACCUCUCCUCAUCCAAAUGAAAGCACAUCUAGAAUGGCACUGAGCUCCAUCAUGUCAGAAGCCCCAGGCAACAAGAGCCAUUCAUACCAGAAUAAAGAUGGCUCCCAGGGAGGUCUUCGUGGAAGCGAGGUGGAGGGCAGUGAUUCAUUCCCUCCAUGGGCCAUAGUCAUUGUGGUCCUGGUGGCUGUGAUUCUCCUCCUGGUAUUCCUUGGCCUGAUCUUCUUGGUCUCCUACCUGACUCGGACACGCCGUGCACUGACCCAGAACACCGAGGACGAUGACCCAGCAGAUGACGCAGGCCCCAAUUCCUACCCCGUCUACCUGAUGGAACAGCAGACUCUCGGCAUGGGCCAGAUCCCUUCCCCUCGAUGA
Messenger RNA from Tupaia belangeri chinensis (Chinese tree shrew), 2838 nucleotides. It is a transcript of the gene MUCL3, whose product is annotated as mucin like 3. NCBI's taxonomy places the organism in Eukaryota, Metazoa, Chordata, Mammalia, Scandentia, Tupaiidae. Bases 1 to 2838 code for a protein of 945 amino acids. The record is from RefSeq and is a predicted model, not a curated record. The transcript is spliced from 3 exons.